AUGAAAAAAACAUUAACCAAUUUUCUUUUAACACAAUUAUUGUUGGUUAUUUUGAUUGCCAAUUCAUUAUUGAUCAACGCAGAUCAAUUAAAUUAUAAAGCUGAACGCGACCAUUCAACAGUUAGAAAUAUCAUCGUGGGAAGCUUUACUGGAGGAUGGAGUCAUUUGAGACCUUUGUUAGAUAUAUCUAAAAUUCUAGUCGAACGUGGUUAUAAUGUUACGCUACUUUCGCCAGGUAGUUAUUCUUCAAAGCCUGAAUAUGAAAAAAUUAAACAUUAUUCUAUAGGUACAAAUACCAUCGAUGCAAGAAAACAAUUCGAAAAAAUAGUUUACGGAAAAGCAACUAGCUCAUUUAUAUCCGCAGUUAUCAAGACGAUAAGUGAUAGAUAUUUAAAUCAACAUUAUGUUUAUGAAAGAGUGUCCAAUGAAGUGAAGCCGGACUUGUUUCUUUGUGAUUUUGUGAAUAAUGAAGUGUGCUUCGAUAUGGCUUGGAAAUUGAAGAAGCCUAUGGUUUCUUUGGGAGUCGGAUUAACAAUUCUUGAGCAACCACCAUAUAAAUCUGAUCCAUUAUUUGGUUGUCAUGUAAAUAUGGAAAACGAAUCGUUUCUAGAAAGACUCAGGUGCUUUUUAACCCCAAAAGUCAUAAUGGCUUUGUCAUCUCUUCCUGAAAUUUCAAAGAUAAAUGAAAUUAGGGCAAAAGUAGGUAUUGCUCCUACCGAUCUAUAUGAAAGAACUAAAGAAAAUUUAUAUUUGUCUGAUACAUUUUCUGGAUUUGACGUUCCAUUUCCAUCAUCGCCGAUCCUUCAGGAAAUUGGACCUAUAAUGUCAGAUAGUUAUCCACCAUUAUCACCAGAAACAAAAAAAUUUCUAGAUAAUCAUCCGCGUACAAUGCUAGUAGCGUUUGGCACACAAUUCUAUGUUUCAGAAAGAAACAAUGGAAUAUUAUUACAAUCAUUUAUCGAAGCAAUUGAGAAUAAUGUGCUUGAUGGUGUGAUUUGGGGAUUAUCAAAUAUAAUACUUGAAGAAAUACCCAAAACCAUAACUUUAUCAAAUGGCAAAGAGUUCGAUACAAUUGAUAUAAUCAACAACAAACAUCCAAAUAUUCAUAUUUUAUCAUUUGCACCACAAUUUUCGAUUUUGGCACAUGAAAAUUGUAAAGUAUUUUUAAGUCAUACCGGAGCAAGUAGUGCUAAUGAAGCAUUGUAUAACGGUAAACCUAUAUUAGCACUACCAAUUGCUUUGGAUCAACAUGGAAAUGCAGAGAAAUUGGAAAAGUUUGCUGGAGUUGCUUUAACUUUAGACAAGAUGACUUUAAACGUUGAAGAAAUUUUAAUCAAGUUACAACGAUUGUUACGUGAAGAAAAAUUUAAGAUUAAUGGCGAAAAAAUGAAAUUUUUGGCUAGAAUUAAUAGUAAAAGAAAACACAGGGCUGCCGAUUUGAUUGAAUAUACAAUUCAAGCACAUGAAUCAAAGGAAAAAUUAAACAAUUCUGAAACAAGAAUAAAUAAUAAUAUUAAAGUCAAUAUAUGGGGCCUGAUCAAUAGAAACGAGGCAUGUCAAAAAAAUCAUGUUUUAGAAAAUCAACAAAUAAGAUUUUGA
Molecule: messenger RNA, 1599 nt
Organism: Entrophospora sp. SA101
Lineage: Eukaryota; Fungi; Glomeromycota; Glomeromycetes; Entrophosporales; Entrophosporaceae
Source: the annotation of a GenBank genome assembly